AUGAAGGCGUUGUUUGAAUCUCAAGAUAUUUGGGACAUAGUCGAAAGAGGCUAUGUAGAAGCCGAAGAUAGAGAUAUUCUUAUGGCGCAACAACGAGAGACUUUGAAGAAAGACAAGAAGGCUCUCUACUUCAUCUACCAAAGCCUAGAUGAGGCCGCUUUUGAGAAGGUUGCAAGUGCUACCAAUUCCAAGCAAGCAUGGAAGAUUUUACAAAAUUCUUGCAAAGGUGUAGAAAAGGUGAAGAAGGUUCGCCUCCAAAGCUUGAGAGGCGAGUUUGAAGCUUUGCAAAUGAAGGAGUCCGAAGUUGUGUCGGACUAUUUCACAAUGGUGUUGACCGUUGUGAACCAAUUGAGAAGGAACGGCGAGACACUUGAUGAUAAUCGGGUCGUGGAAAAAAUCCUACGAUCCUUGGACCACAAAUUUGAUUAUGUUGUGGCGGCCAUUGAAGAGUCCAAAGACUUGGAUACUAUGACGGUGGAUGAGCUUAUGGGUUUACUUCAAGCCCAUGAGCAAAGAAUAUUAAAGAGAAGACAAGAGCCAUUGGAGCAAGUUCUACAAGGCAAGCUCUCUAUCAAUAACAAAAAGGAGUCAAGAGGCGAAAGUAGCCAAAGAGGUCGUGGUCAUGGCCGAGGACGUGGUCAUGGUAGAGGUUGA
Molecule: messenger RNA, 654 nt
Organism: Phoenix dactylifera (date palm)
Lineage: Eukaryota; Viridiplantae; Streptophyta; Magnoliopsida; Arecales; Arecaceae
Source: RefSeq, a predicted model, not a curated record